This is a messenger RNA of Macrosiphum euphorbiae (potato aphid), 600 nucleotides long. The record is from the annotation of a GenBank genome assembly. NCBI's taxonomy places the organism in Eukaryota, Metazoa, Arthropoda, Insecta, Hemiptera, Aphididae.
AUGGCAGAUAUGGCCGCACUAAUUAGUCGGCGUGGUCAAUUAAAAGGUCAGCUUACCCGAUUAAAUACAUACGUUAAAGAUUUAAAUGGCGUUGAGUUAGAACAGCUAACCAUUCGGAGAGAAAAGGCUAACAUCGUAUGGAAAGAUUUCGAGGAAGUACAGACGCAAAUUGAGGAAGAGAAUGGAAUGUCAACAGAAAACGAAACAUAUAGGUCAGAGUUUGAAGAAUUAUAUUUCUUUACACAACAACGAUUGAUAGAUGAUGUUCAAAAAUUCUUUUAUUUACGUGCAUCGCUAAGUGGUGAAGCGGAGAAUUGCGUGCAGUGUAUGCAAACUACGUCCGAAAAUUAUCAUAAGACUUGGAAAAGUUUGGUUGAUCGGUAUAGCAAUAAAAGGGUAUUAAUAAAGAUACACACAAAGUCAUUAUUUAAUCUAGAACCGGUCAAAGACGAGUCAGCAGAGCGAUUAAGGAAACUACAUGGCUCGUUAUCGGGACAUUUUAAAGCACUCGAAACACUUGGUAAAAAUCCAAGGUCAUGGGGAUCAUUAAUUCUAUAUCUGAUAACUACGAAAUUAGAUCCAAUUACACUGGAAAAAUAA